AUGGACUCCUCUCAGACUAUCGCGGUCGACGAGACAAUCGAAGACUACUCAGACACUGAAUCGGCCUAUGGCUCGAUGAGGAGCGAGUACUCGGCGAAUUCUCUCAACUCUUCAAUCUACGACUACCGAUAUGAGAACGGACGUCGGUACCAAGCACGGAAAGCAGGAGAAUACUUGCUUCCCAAUGAUGAAGUUGAACAAGAAAGGCUGGAUAUUAUACACCACAUAUACCUUCUCGUAUUGGACGACAAGUUAACCCUCACACCAAUCGACAAUCCGCAACGAAUUCUGGACAUCGGGACCGGCACCGGCAUUUGGGCGAUUGAUGCAGCAGAGAGAUACCCAUCGGCACAAGUAAUUGGCACGGACCUGAGUGCUAUUCAACCAUCUUGGGUACCGAACGUGGACUUUCAUAUCGACGAUGCAGAGCUGGACUGGACAUACGAGAAGGACUCGUUCGACCUCGUCCAUAUCCGCCACUUGUCCGGAGGAAUCAAGGACUGGAGCCAUGUCCUAAAACAGGCAUAUGAUGUAUGUAAGCCUGGAGGCUGGGUCGAAGUGAUUGACUAUGAAAUGUCUAUCUAUAGCGAUGAUGGGACAACCGAUAAGCCAAUGGCGCUUCACCGGUACUAUGAUCUGGUCUACCAAGCGGCGGUCAAAAAUGGUCGAGAUUUUUCGCUCGUCACAAAAAUGAUGCCAAUGCUGGAGGAGCCGGGUUUCGUUAAUGGCUCACACCAAAUAUUCAAGGUUCCGCUUGGUACCUGGCCGGCCGACAAGAAGCAGAAGGAGAUUGGUGCCUAUGUGUUGCUUUCUGCGGAGAGCGGGUUCGAGGCAUUUGGAAUCGACUUGUUCACAAAUGUUCUGGAGAUGAGUCCGGACGAGUCUACGACAUUGAUAAAAGAUUGCAUACAGCUUGCAAGGAGCCGGAAUAUUCACAGUUAUUCUUUACAUCAUUUUUACUACGCGCAGAAGCCACUUGAGUCUGCGGUGGCGGGUAGAACUUAA
Messenger RNA from Morchella importuna, 1005 nucleotides. RefSeq lists its product as uncharacterized. Lineage: Eukaryota; Fungi; Ascomycota; Pezizomycetes; Pezizales; Morchellaceae. Gene Ontology annotation, molecular function: methyltransferase activity. The record is from RefSeq and is a predicted model, not a curated record. Bases 1 to 1005 code for a protein of 334 amino acids. The transcript has 13 exons.